This is a messenger RNA of Electrophorus electricus (electric eel), 774 nucleotides long. The record is from RefSeq and is a predicted model, not a curated record. Lineage: Eukaryota; Metazoa; Chordata; Actinopteri; Gymnotiformes; Gymnotidae.
AGAGCAAUAACAGCUUCAACACACUACUGAUUUAGUUUGAUCAUAUUCACAAUGGAAAGAUUCUUCCUAAUUACUUACAUUGUAGUAUCAGGUGUGUUUUGUGAUGAUCAAAUUGGUCCAAAACAGAAUCAGGACAUUGAGGUUUUUCACCAUGAGGGACAACCUGUUACACUGGAAUGUUCAUAUGAGUCAAGUAGUCAAAAUGUUUAUCUGUACUGGUACAGACAGUAUCCGAACAAAGCACCACAGUAUUUACUGUAUAAAGGUGCCCGAUCCCAAAGUGGUGAACACACAUCAGACGGACGUUUUUCAUCAGCUACCACUGAAAGAUCCACUCAGCUCACUAUUAGUGGACUAACUCUGGCAGACACAGCUCUCUACUAUUGUGCUCUACGCACACAGGGAUGUGACUAUAUUGAACAAUCUGAGGAAUUAAUGACUGCCAGUGAAGGAGAUGCAGCAGUUUUAAAGUGCGAGUACAACACUGAAGAUCAGUCACCAUGUCUCCUCUGGUACAAGCAACAGAGGAAUGGCUUUCCAAAGUUUGUUCUAAUGAACUUAACAUUUGGACAAGGGCACACCGAACUUGAGAUUAAAGCAAGAUUUAGUGGAAAUCUGGAUUCCAAAUCCAGUUCUGUUCCUUUGAGGAUUCAGAAACUGCAUGUGAUUGACUCUGCUGUGUACUACUGUGCUCUGAUGUCCACUUUGACAACAACACACUCACCCCUCAUACAAAAACAUGAAACAGGAAUCACUGAGCAUAGCUGGUCCUGA